Messenger RNA from Chironomus riparius, 827 nucleotides. NCBI's taxonomy places the organism in Eukaryota, Metazoa, Arthropoda, Insecta, Diptera, Chironomidae. The record is from the annotation of a GenBank genome assembly.
CUCUUGAUCAGUUAGUUUGUGGACAUCAAAGUGUAAAGAUCAUAGAAAAUGUUUUUCAAAGUUUUAAUUUUAUCAAUUGCAAUUUUUUCAAUUUCUCUGUGCCUCGACGAGAAUGAAGCAGGAACAACUCACAAAUGCAGGAAUCGCCGUGCAGAUUUCAAAAUUUUCGACAAAAGUUAUUUCGUGAAUGUCUACUUGCAUGACAUUAGUCAGCCAGUUUCAUGGUCAAAAGCACGAGCAGCAUGUCAAUCAUAUUGCACAGACUUAAUGUCAAUAAAUUACGAAGAAGAAUUCAUUGUCAUGAAAGAUGUGAUGGAGCAGCUGCAACUCGACUAUUUUUGGACAUCCGGACAUGUUUGUGAGCAGGAUCAAUGUAAUGAUGAGUCGUAUCCAAUAAAUAUAAAUGGAUGGCUAUGGUUAGACUCAAAUGAACGAAUUCCACCGACUAAUGAAACAGCACCUGGAUGGACUUUUAAUCCUUGGUCACAGACCGGUUUUAGAAAAGUUCCACAACCUGAUAAUGCUGAAUUAAGAGUAACAAAUAGAAAUGAGUCAUGCCUUGCUAUUUUACAUAAUGUCUAUAAUGAUGGCAUCAAGUUCCAUGAUGUUGCUUGUUAUCAUGAAAAAGAUUUUAUUUGUGAAUAUUACACUGAUGAUGAAUACUAAUUGAAGUUUAUGGAUAGAUGUUCAAAUAAUUUAAGUAUCUACUUUUAAGCAUUUUUGACUGAUAAUGUGAAUGAUUAUACAUGUACGGUAUCAUACAGGAAGAAUAAAUUUAGCAUCUAAUUUGAAUUGUAAAUUUUUUUUCGAAUGUUCUAGAAGUGAAG